Molecule: messenger RNA, 1799 nt
Organism: Calypte anna (Anna's hummingbird)
Lineage: Eukaryota; Metazoa; Chordata; Aves; Apodiformes; Trochilidae
Gene: CABP1
Product: calcium binding protein 1
Exons: 7
Coding region: 1-1239 (412 amino acids)
Molecular function (GO): calcium ion binding
Source: RefSeq, a predicted model, not a curated record
AUGAGCGGCUCCUCCAUGGCGAAGAGCGAGUCCCGCACUUCGCUGCUGAAGGCGGCGGGGAGCCGGAGGGCGGCGGGCGCCCAGCCCCAGCCCCGCGGCAGCCGCGCCCGGGACGGCAGAGGACAAGGCGGGCAGGCGGGGAGUGAGCAGAGCCAGGAGCUGCUCCCCGGGGAGCCCAGUGCCCGCAGGCCGCUUUGCCACCCGGGCGCCCGGGAGGACGGAGCGAGGGGCGCGGGGAAGCUGUCACAUGGACGGGGGGAGAGCCAGCCGGAGUCGGGGGAAGGAGGUCCAAGGAGAGGCAGCGGCAAGGAACCGGCACGGACAUCCCGACAUCACCAGCACCUCCCGCCGCACGCCAGCCACAGUCACCCCCAGGACCAGCAUCUGCUCUCAGACAGGGAUGGGGAGGAGGCAGAGGAGGACUUUUUCUUCAGUCACAGGCAGAGGUCCAGCAGAGAGUCUCUGAAGCUCUCGGAAAGCGCUUCACCUCUGUCCAAAUCCAGCAGCAAGUACUCCACCAAGUCCAGCGGCAGCGAUCGGUCUGUAGAAGCGGACCCCCUCUUCCACCAGCUGCACCCCAUGCUCAGCUCGGUCUUUGGCCAGAUCCGCCAUGAGGAGAAGACGUGCUAUAAGGCUGUCCAGACGAGUGAAGAGGGGUCGUCGGCUUGCGAGUACCAGGGUCCACUCAUGGUGCUGGCCCAGAACUGCGCCGUCAUGCACAACCUGCUGGGGCCAGCAUGCAUCUUCCUGAGGAAGGGCUUCGCAGAAAACAGGCAGCCUGACAGAGAACUACGUCCAGAGGAAAUUGAAGAAUUAAGAGAAGCCUUUAAGGAGUUUGAUAAAGACAAGGAUGGGUUUAUUAACUGCAGGGACCUGGGGAACUGCAUGCGAACUAUGGGGUACAUGCCUACAGAGAUGGAACUAAUAGAGCUCUCCCAGCAGAUCAACAUGAACUUGGGUGGCCAUGUGGAUUUUGAAGAUUUUGUUGAGCUGAUGGGACCAAAGCUGCUAGCAGAAACUGCAGACAUGAUUGGUGUCAAAGAGCUCCGUGAUGCCUUCAGAGAGUUUGACACCAAUGGUGAUGGGGAGAUCAGCACCAGUGAGCUGCGAGAAGCCAUGAAAAAGCUUCUAGGGCAGCAGGUGGGGCACCGGGAUAUUGAAGAGAUCAUCCGGGACGUGGACCUGAACGGAGAUGGGCGUGUUGAUUUUGAAGAGUUUGUUCGCAUGAUGUCCCGUUGAAAACAAUUCUCAGCUAAAGAAGAAUCAGCACCUUAGAGAGGGCAAAAGAGGACCUAGGUGGAGCAUCUAGCCCCGAUGUUCCCACAUGAAGGUUUAUCGGCUGGCUGCAACUGGGACAUUACAAUAUGACCUGCUGCUCCUCCCUCAUGGUGGUCCCCUUGCCCCUCCACCCUUUCACACUGUGAAAGACUUACAACUUCCUACAACUGGAACCAUUCCUUGGAGUUGUUUGCAGGAAACUGCAGAGCCAGGACUUGCCAUGAUGCUUUCAUGGGAUAUUUGCAACUUUAAACUCCUCCUCCCCAGCUUUAUUCUCCCACCAGAUGCUGCAAAGCAAAGACAGGAAAAAUCCUCUUGACUUGGUGGAUGAGAGCAAAGCCAUUGGGACUGGUGGCAGCCUCAGGGCGUGCUCUGCACUUUGAUUUCCCUUGGUGAACUGUGUCUGUGUUUGCUGUCUGUGUGUGUGUGUCUAUCUGUGUGGAGUUAUUUAUGCCUCCUCAGCACAUAUUCGCAUCUCCUGUGGUUAUGUUUACCAAGAGUAAAUUCAAAUACAUGUCUUG